Lotus japonicus is the source of this 1318-nucleotide messenger RNA. RefSeq lists its product as uncharacterized. Bases 260 to 1174 code for a protein of 304 amino acids. The record is from RefSeq and is a predicted model, not a curated record. The transcript is spliced from 2 exons. NCBI's taxonomy places the organism in Eukaryota, Viridiplantae, Streptophyta, Magnoliopsida, Fabales, Fabaceae.
UUUGCGAAAGAGAAGUGUCCAGGUAGUUUCACAGUGGAGUGAGACAAGAGACAGACGCGUAAAUUCAGAUGACAAUCUUUGCACAUGAACUCAGUUUGGUUCUUCUUGCACAUGGGGUUCAUCACACACAAGAAAACAACUCUUACAGCUUAACAAAACAUGAAUUGCAACAGAUAGAUCAUGUUCCAGAUUAAGGUACACACACAUUCACUCUUCAAUGAAGUAGUACUAUUACAAUUCCCAAUUCCAAACUUUUGACAUGUUCAAAGCAAUCUUAACACCGUCUUUCCAGACAUCAUGUUAUUUCAACCCACCUAGAAACCCGUGCAAGACAACCAAAUCAUCAAUUGUUGUAACUGCAUGUGAAAGUGGCGAAUUUCCCACCCCUUUGGUCACUCUACCCAAUAGCGUGGGUGUAAUUGGAGGGGUUUCAGUGAAUGCCACUUUGAAAUUUCUAAGAAAACUUGUGGAAUUCAGUUCUGAAGAUGGAGGAAAUGCACCUCCUUUUGUGAUUUGUUCUGAUCCUCUGUUGAGUAAGGAGCUUUUGUCUUAUGAAAGAAGCUAUCUUGUUUCAAGCACAAGUGAAGUUGAAGGUUUGAAAUUGGACACUUCCUCAAUUGUGCAGAGUUUGAUGAGUAAAAGGGGGUUUCUUGAGUGUUCCGGGGCGCGUUGCGUUGUGAUGCCUUGCCAUGUUUCGCAUUCUUGGUAUGAAGAGGUGUCUAAGGGAUGUUCUGUUCCUUUUCUUCACAUGGCAGAGUGUGUUGCAAGGAGACUGAAGGAUGCUAAGUUAAAGCCGCUUGAAGCUGGUAAUCCCUUGCGGAUCGGAGUGCUCGCGACUAACGCGACUCUAGCAGCCGGGUUUUAUCAGGAGAAGCUUCAGAAUGAAGGGUUCGAGGUUGUGCUGCCUGAUAGAGCAACUAUGGAGCAUACAGUGAUACCUGCUAUAGAAGCUUUGGACAGAAAAGACAUGGAAGGGGCAUGCAAUCUAUUUAGAAUUGCGCUUCAAGUUCUUCUGGUAAGAGCCGUGAACUCUGUUAUCCUUGCUUCUGAUGAUAUGCGGGAUCUCUUGCCCAAAGAUGAUCCUCUUCUUAAGAAAUGCAUUGAUCCAAUGGACGCCUUAGCCUGGUCAACUAUCAAAUGGGCAAGAUCUUCUGAAGAUAAUACAUUGCAAUAGAAAAUGAGUAUUAUGGUUCUUGCAUCAAUUAUCUUCUUCUGUAGUGUCUUUGGUAUAGUGUGUCUCAUUAAAGCAAUCAUUUGUAUUCACUAAUGGAAUUCAUUUCCCUCAUUUAUCAUUCAAAAUAUUACUUAUUUUUCUUCA